CUGUCACAACACAUUCAACUACUCUACUAUUCUGAUCCACUGUUGUAAUGAUGGAGUGUGUUAAAGAGGAGACUGAUCCUGAAUCAUUCACAAUAACACCUCAACAUACACAACAACAAAGAGACUUGGUGGAAGUGAAAAAGGAAGAUCAAGAACACAACGAAAUGAAGGAUGAAGAUCAGGACCACAAUUUUAUGACUGACAGCUGCUCAGAAACUGAUGAGACUUCCCCUCAAGAAAGAGUUGAAGCCAAAAAUGUUUUUGAAUGCCAUCUUUGUGGUAAGACUUUCUCACUAAAAGGGCAACUAAUGCUUCACAUAAGGAUUCACAAUGGUGAGAGGCCUCACGCUUGCUCCCAAUGUGAGAAGACUUUCAUCCUAAAAUGUCAACUUCGGUAUCACAUGAUGAUACACACAGGUGAGAGGCCUUUUGCCUGCCCUCACUGUGAUAAAAGUUUCAUUUUUAAAGCAAGACUGAAUAGUCACAUAAAGACGCACACUAAUGAAAAGCCGUACGUCUGCCCUCAAUGUGAAAAGACUUUCACAUGUAACGGAUAUCUUAAGAAGCAUAUGAUAAGACACAAUCAGUCAAAUUCUUUUUCUUGCCCUCAAUGUGAAAAGACUUUCACGUGUAAAGCAUAUCUUAAGAAGCACAUAAUCACUCACACUCAGACAGAGCAUUUCUCUUGCCCUCAAUGUGAAAAGAGUUACACAUGUAAAGGACAUCUUAAGAAGCAUAUGAUAAGGCACAUUCAGUCAAAGUCUUUCUCUUGCCCUCAAUGUGACGAGACUUGCACAAGUAAAGGACAUCUUCAGAAGCAUAUGAUAAGUCACAUUCAGUCAGUGUCUUUAUCAUGCCCUCAGUGUGGACAGAGUUUUUCACAGAAGAGAGACUUUAAUACUCACGUGAGACGCCACACUAGAGACAAGCAUUACACCUGCUCUCAUUGUGAAAAGAGUUUCUCAUCUAAAACACAUCUAGAGAAUCACAUACGAAUUCACACUGGAGAGAAACCUUUUAAGUGCCCUCACUGUGAUAAGAGCUUUAAACAACAAGGAGCUCUUCAGUAUCACCUACGAGUUCAUACAGAUGAGAGGCCUUUCUCAUGCCAUCUGUGUGGUAAAAGUUUUAAAGACAACGUAAAACUUACGUAUCACAUCAGAGUUCAUACAGGUGAGAAGCCUUUUUCGUGCCCCCUGUGUGAUAAGAGUUUUAGACAAAAAGACCAGCUUAAGUAUCACAUCCGACUUCAUACAGGUGAGAGACCUUACUCAUGCCAUCUGUGUAAUAAGAGUUUCAUACAGGCACGAGGUCUUAAAGGUCAUCUGAUGAUUCACUCAAAUGAAAGGCCGUUUAGCUGUGAUCAGUGUAAUAAGAAGUUUGUUUCAUCAUGGUUGCUGAAAAGGCACCUAAAGACUCAUUUAGAUGAGAGAUGAGUGGUAUUUGGUCAUUAAGCACAAUAACUACGAAUUGAAAGAAUUGGCCAUCUCUGCCCCUAUCGCUCACCUUAUUAACAUGUCAUUUAGCUCUGCCUUUGAUACUGUCUGCCACAAGAUAUUACUUUCCCACUUAGCAGAGAUUGGCGUAUCAGGCCCUGCAUCAUCCUGGUUUUCUUCUUAUCUCACGGGCAGCAAUUUCACAUUUAGUUACAUAAUUUCAAAUUUCCUACUGUCUUACUUAAACAAGGUGUUCCUCAGGGCUCUGUACUUGGUCCACUAUUAUUCAUCCUAGAUAUUCAGCCACUGGGUAACAUCAUUCGUCGGCAUGGCUAUAUAUCACUGUUAUGCAGAUGAUAUUCAGUUAUACUGCCUGUCAACCAGACUCUGAACAUGUAAAAUCUUCACUCUCUUCUUUUGUUAAUGAGUUAAAACUCAAACUUUCUUAGCCUGAAUUUGGGUAAAACUGAUAUUCCGAUAACUGGUCCUCCAUCUCUAACAAAAAACAGCUCUGUGGACUUUAGUAUUGACCUGGAUGCUACUAUGAUUUUUGCCUCUGCUACUGUGAGAAAUGUUGGUAUCAUACUCGACCCCUCACUGUUCUUUGACGCUUAUAUUCAAAGCCCCUCCAAAACGUGUUUUUUUUCAUUUGCCACAUAUUGCCAAGCUGAUCACUUUCGUCUUCAAAUGCUGAACUUCUAUGUAUUCCCCGGUACCGUCUAUCCUCUAUCGGUGACAGAUAAUUUUCUGUCAUUGCUCCGACAUGAUGGAACACUCUCCCUUUUUCACUUAGAGUCAUUGCUUCCUUGUCUGAAUUUAAAUCACUGUUUAAGACCCACCUGACCUGUUCAACCUACACUAUCAGUAAGACAUAUGAAUAAGAAGCACUUAUGCUAUUUGCAAUGUGGAGUCUGUGGUUUAUGUAUUGUGAUCUAUGUAGAGUUCUAUCACUUGUACGGAUUAUUUUGUGCUUCAUAUAUGUAUAGGCCUGUCUUCUUUUAUUCUCUCAUGCAGCUGCAUGAGACUCUCGUCCUGGGCAAAUGUCCGACCAAUAUGAAUCUGUAUUAUGUCUAUCUUUUUUGAAAUUCUGUAUCUUGUGAAGCGUCCUUGAGCUUGGGAAAGGCUAUAUAAAUUAAACAUUAUUAUUAUUAUUAUUAUGCUAAAGUUAGUUCAGUUGUUCCAGCUUUAUACAUUGGAGAUUUUUUUUUAAAAAUGAUCAAUGUACUAACAAUUAUAUAAGACGGGUCAUUUUAAAAGCUUGUUAUCCCUGUCAAGUUAAGAGAGAUAAAUUAGAUUAAUAAAUUAUACUGUGUUAAACCUUUCUUUGCUAUCUACUUAUGUAGAAUAAUUACAUUUCCCUUUGUGUUGUAUAUAUUUUUGUAUAAAAUAAAAAA
Messenger RNA from Paramisgurnus dabryanus, 2830 nucleotides. RefSeq lists its product as uncharacterized. Gene Ontology annotation, molecular function: RNA polymerase II cis-regulatory region sequence-specific DNA binding; DNA-binding transcription factor activity. Gene Ontology annotation, biological process: regulation of transcription by RNA polymerase II. The record is from RefSeq and is a predicted model, not a curated record. Lineage: Eukaryota; Metazoa; Chordata; Actinopteri; Cypriniformes; Cobitidae.